GAAUCCGCUCGUCCCGGUCCCGGUCCCUGGUCCCUGGUCCCGGUCCCCGGUCCCCGGUCCCCGGUGCUCCACGGAGCGGGAGCUAACCGGACAGCUAGCCGCUGCAGCCCUGUCCCAGCUGCUUCCUGUGAGAGAGAGAACGUCCAACAUGAGCGUGGAGCCGGACGCGCUGGCUGUGGUCCACCAGCUGAGGGACCUGGCUGCCGACCCCCUGAACCGCAGGGCCAUCGUCCAGGACCAGGGCUGCCUGCCGGGACUCAUCCUCUUCCUGGACCACCCCAACCCUCAGGUGGUCUACGCCGCCCUGCUGGCGGUGCGUUACCUGGCAGAAUGUCGAGCCAACCGGGAGAAGCUGGCGGGCGAGUUGGGGAUGAUGCUGAGCCUCCAGGCGGUCGUACAGAAAUCCACCACUCCCGGGGAGACCAAGCUGUUGGCGUCUGAGAUCUACGAGCUCCUGCAGGCGACCUGCGACGCCGACUCUGAGCCGGACCGGGACGCCGUCAGCAGCCGCCGCAAAGCCCAGUUCUUCCUGGGCUGCAGCAACAAGAGAGCCAAGACGGUCGUCCUCCACAUCGACGGGCUGGACGACUGGAGUCGGAGGAGUCAGUGUGAGGAGGUGCUGCUGAAGAUCAGAGGCGUGAUCAGCUUCACCUUCCAGAUGGCGGUGAGGAGGUGCGUGGUCCGGGUCCGGGCCGACCUGAAGGCCGAGACUCUGGCGUCUGCCAUCGCCUCCACUCAGGUGAUGAGUGCUCAGCAGGUGGUGAAAGGAGAAGAUGGAGACGAGGUGUUGAUUUCAUUCGUGGGAAACGGUUCGGCGGAGCCGGAGCAGAACCUGGACUUGCCCGACUACCUGCCAGAGGAGGAGAGUCCCUCCCAGGAACCGGACAAGGCGGUGACCCGGGUGGGGUCCAACCAGGACGGGGCCAGCUGGCUCGGGGCCGCCACCAACUUCCUGUCCCGCUCCUUCUACUGGUGACCUCCCAUUCCACCAGCUGCCUCCUCUCGGGACCGAAACCUCCCAGCUGCCGAAUCCCAGCGCUGUCGGUGUGAGACAAAAACUGAGAACUAAAACCAGAUCCGUCACGAUGAAAACUUACCGGUGUCGCAGUCGAGAGGAAACCAUCUCCAUCAACCCCAUCGUGGUGUGAAGUUCCUGCUGUGAAGAUCUCUGUAAACUGGUCUCACUAACUAACUGCAGAACUCACUGUCGAACAAACCCAACCAGUUCCUCUGUGGAGUCAUGAGCAGGUCCUCGCUGGCCUCUGACCUUUCUGUUAUUUAUUUGAGAAGAAACUUUCCUUCCUGCAGUUUGAGGUCAGAUGAUCCUUCACCUCCUGUGAGCUAACUGCUGUUUUCUCUCAUCUGUCCAUCUGUCUGGAGAAGAGUCCAGAAGUCACAUGAUCAGGAGACAGGAAGUCAAACUUAAGAAUUCCUGCGCCUGUAACAGAAACUCCUCUGUCUCUGGAUGUUCCUGCGUUCAUGUGAUGACAGAGUGCUGCUUUUCUUUCUUUCUGAAUUUUGAAUGCCUUUUAAACUCAACUUUUAUUUUCUCACUUCCUGUGGACCAGGCGAUGAACUCUGAAGUGUUUUGCGGAGCCGUUUUACUGAAGUUUUAUUUGAGGUUGAUGUUUUUACGUAGACUAGAAAUCUGUGUUUUUCUCACUGGUCCAUGUUACACAGGAUUCAUCCCCAUUCACACCUGACGUUAUUCACCUGGGUAAUCAGAUUACACUGUCUGAUCACAUGACACUGCAGGUGUAGAUCCACCUCAGUGAAGCCAGAUGUGUUUGGACUCAUUGAGCCUCAUGUUAGAAGCGUUCAUACAAACAGGUUUGUUGUUGAAUGGUGUGUUUGAGUGAUUGAGGAGAAGUUGCAUCACUGACCUGUUUUCUAACAGGUAUGAACAGAAUUUGAGUUUUCCAGACUCGAGUACGGACGCCCGACGGUUCGGUCACAGUGUCUAGGUCGUGCACCUUUUUUAUUUAUUUUUAUUUAUUUAAACUACAUGUCUGAUCAGGGAAAACAUCUCAGACGGAAAACAGAACAACUGUCCGAUUUCUGUCGGCUCAGCGUUUGCAUGUGAGAUAUUUUAGCUUCAUUUCUGGAGAGCGGGUCAGGGUUUGUGGAGACAUGCUGUCGUCCAUCUUUAUGAAAGUUCAGCGUGUUUAUCAUCACUCAUUUCUGAAGCUGAAACUGACGAGUCGUACAAACAAAUGUAAGAGGAACUUAAACGAAGAAUAGGAAAAUGUUCUUGCAUGAGGCUCGUGUGACACAGGCAGCAACGAUCUAACGUGUGAACCUGGAACAAUCCAAGCUUUAGAAGUGUGAUUCUCAGUCAUCCAGGUCAAGGUAUUUUCAGGACAUGUGAAUAUCACCAAGUUUAAAUUAUCCAGUUGAACAACGAGAUCAUAAACUGAGAUUAAAGAGAGAUGAAGCUUCAGCAUCAAACACAAACUUUAAUCUUGUGUGAAUAAUUUCCUUCAAAGUUUACAGACUCUGUUUAACUGACAGUGGAAGUGAAUCACAUGGUGAAAAUAAAAAGUUACUGAAUUUGA
Limanda limanda (common dab) is the source of this 2555-nucleotide messenger RNA. Its product is annotated as armadillo repeat-containing protein 1-like. The transcript is spliced from 7 exons. Gene Ontology annotation, molecular function: protein binding; metal ion binding. Lineage: Eukaryota; Metazoa; Chordata; Actinopteri; Pleuronectiformes; Pleuronectidae. The coding region runs from base 149 to 976 and encodes 275 amino acids. The record is from RefSeq and is a predicted model, not a curated record.